CUUGGAUCCCUAAGGGAUGUUGCUUGUAGCAUUCUCAUCCACUGUCCUUCGGCUUCAGCUGGGGAAGACCUCGGGUGUACACGUCGCGCUGGCUUCGGCGCCACGCCGGCUUGGCCCGGCUCCACGAUGGACUCGCAGGCUCAGGACAUCGCGAGUGCUCUCACCGGUGCGGUGGAUUCAGCCCUGCGCUCGUCGGCCAGCGGCCUCGAGACGCAGCUCCGCCGGAGGGCGGAAGAUGCGGCUGAUGGGAAAGAGGCCAACCGCGCCUGCUACCGGCUACUGACCCACCUGCAAGAGCGACACCAAGCGCGCGCCCAGAAGUUUGAAAGCUUCGCGUUGACCUAUCUCCUCAGAGCGCCUGAAGGACCUGCUGUGCCGGCAGAGCUCCGAGGCCACCGUUCCGAGGGUGGAGGCCAUCGCCAUUCUGUUGGAGGGGCCGGAGCUUUAGCCAAGACCGAGAACGACGAGAUCACUGGACGGCUGGAAGUCCGGGCCAAAGAGUCGCAAGCGCUGGAGCAGGAGAUUUCCAAAGUCCAAGCUCAACUGGUUCAGUCUGUGCGGAAGUCGCAUGCCUUGCAUCAGGAGGCAGCGCAGCUCAAACAGAGGUGGAGCCUGCUUCAGGCCGCAGAGGAAGCAGCUGGCAAAGGAGGGCUUCGACACGUGGCCAAGGAGUUGCGAGAGGUGGUGCAGCAGGUGGGCCAGCUCACGGGGAAGGAACAUCUCCCCUAUGCCGACCUCCAGCAUCAGGCUUCCCCGCAGAAGCGGCGGAACUUCCUGGAGGAUCUCGAGGUUGAAGAGUGGCCCGAGACGCCCAAGCGGAAGCGCUUCAGCCUACUGGGCUGAGAUGUUCCAUGUGACGCGGCCGCGGAGCAGCGGAGCAGCGGAGCCAGAGCGGCGAGGUUGAUGGAGUCAUGGAAUGUGUCUCACGCGAGAAAGGUAUCAUUUCCUCUAUA
Molecule: messenger RNA, 953 nt
Organism: Durusdinium trenchii
Lineage: Eukaryota; Dinophyceae; Suessiales; Symbiodiniaceae
Source: the annotation of a GenBank genome assembly